AUGACAAUAUUUAAUAAUUAUCUCAUGAAAUACAUAACAAGGACUAAAUCAAGAGAAUCCGAUCAUAUCAAAAAGUUAUUUAAAGUUUGGAAAUAUUUCUAUGAAAAAGUUGACCAUAAAUAUCUGGAACCAGCCCAAAAUGCAAUAAUAACUUUACUUAAAGCAAUGUCAAGAUCUAGAUAUGAUUCUAUUAGGCUUAUUCCAGAAGCAUUAAGGGAAUCAGAGAAAGCAGUAGUUUUUGCGAUUGAUUAUGAAAAACUUUUACCACCAAGUAUCAAAGUUAUGAGAAAAUUAGCAAAAAGAUGCAAAAUGUACAAUGAUGAAAAGAAAAUGGAAGCUUUUGAAGAAUUAAGUCAUUUGCAUUCUUCUGAUUUAUGGAAUGAAACGAUUGGAUUCUUAAAGAAGUACAUAAAUGACAAAAGAAUGACAACAGCAACUCUUAAACUUUUCAUCAAUUUAAACAAAGAUGAAAUUCAUCAGCCAAAAAAGAUUAACCUACAGGAUUAUUUGUUGACAAACUAUGUUCCUUUUUAUAAUGAUCUUAAAUAUUAUCAAGUUCAACGGUCCAGAAUCGAAUUUUCUUAUUUAUAUUAUCUAAUUAAUUCUGCUUAUAAUUCUAAUCUCGAAGCAAUUUAUUUACUUUCUAAACAAAAUGGAAUUAAUGAAAAUAUUCUAAUGAAAAGUAUAUUUUCAAGGAAGAUGUACAUUUUGGAUACAAUUCUUUUCAAAUUCUCUAUUUAUUACUUUUGCUAUGAAGAUAAUUAUUUAAGUAACAUUCCACUUCCAGGAUUCGAUUACAAACCAACAAGGGAGGAUAUUUUGUUUUGCAAGAAGAUUAUAUCUUCAUAUCCACUAGAUAUUAUUUCAAUUUAUCCUGAUUUUAGUGAUAAAUUAUACAAAGAUAAAAGAAGCUUGCUGAAAAAUAUACAGACGUCUGAUUACGCAGUUUAUGGACAAAAUCACAAAGGUCCAAUGGAUUAUUCGAAUUAUAAAUUCUUCUACUAUCAAGAAUAUUCAGCAGGAAAGUUUUAUCUUCCAAACUCUGGUUAUAAUUUUAAAACCAAUCAAAGUUUCAGAAAUGCAUUUGAUAUCCCAGAGAAAAUUGAUGAUCGAUCACUUAACCAGUUGAAGUACUUGGCUUCUUUAUAUGUUGCCUGCUAUGAAUGCAUCAAACCACCACAAAAUAUGAGAUAA
Molecule: messenger RNA, 1194 nt
Organism: Trichomonas vaginalis G3
Lineage: Eukaryota; Parabasalia; Trichomonadida; Trichomonadidae
Exons: 1
Coding region: 1-1194 (397 amino acids)
Source: RefSeq, a predicted model, not a curated record